This is a messenger RNA of Chroicocephalus ridibundus (black-headed gull), 1732 nucleotides long. RefSeq names its product solute carrier family 19 member 3 (gene SLC19A3). Gene Ontology annotation, molecular function: thiamine transmembrane transporter activity. The coding region runs from base 1 to 1428 and encodes 475 amino acids. The transcript is spliced from 5 exons. Gene Ontology annotation, biological process: transmembrane transport; vitamin transport. Gene Ontology annotation, cellular component: plasma membrane. Lineage: Eukaryota; Metazoa; Chordata; Aves; Charadriiformes; Laridae. The record is from RefSeq and is a predicted model, not a curated record.
AUGGAUUGCUGGAAGGGAGCCGUAUGCCGUAGCUGGAUUUAUCCCACGGUGAUCAUCUGUGCAAAUGGAUUUUUCUCUGCAAUGAGGCCAUCAGAAUCUUUUCUCACUCCAUAUCUAACUGGACCGGACAAAAACCUAACGAUUGAAGAGGUUACCAACCAGAUUUUCCCAGUUUGGACAUACUCCUACCUUGCACUCCUUUUCCCAGUCUUCCUGAUUACAGACUACGCGCGCUACAAGCCCGUCCUCCACCUCCAGGGCAUCAGCUUCAUCAUCACGUGGUUCUUGCUGCUCUUCGCACACGGAGUGCUGGCCAUGCAGAUGGUGGAAUUCUUCUACGGGAUGGCGACAGCCACUGAGGUCGCUUAUUACGCCUACAUCUACAGCGUCGUCAGCCCCGAUCACUAUCAGAGAGUGACGAGCUAUUGCAGAAGUAUCACCCUGGUUGCGGCCACCGUUGCCGCCGUGCUGGGACAGCUGCUGGUUUCCUUAGCAGACGUAUCCUACUUUCACCUUAACGCCAUUACUUUGGCUUCCGUGUCCCUGGCAUUCGUGUGUUCCUUUUUCCUCCCAAUGCCUCAAAAGAGCAUGUUCUUCCACAGGAAGGAUGUCUCGCCAACUCCCCCAGCACCAGAUAAAGCCGCCGUGGCCUCAGUUGGCCCCGACGGGCCAUCGAGCUGCCACGAGGACGAGGGCUCCGUAUCUGCUGACAGGGGACCAACACCCAAAGCGCAGGCUGAUAACGCCGAGCCCCAGAAUCACGUGCUCAGUGUCCUGGUGCAGCUGAGCAAGGACCUGAGGGACUGCUACAGCUCUAGGAAACUUCUCUACUGGUCCCUGUGGUGGGCUCUGGCUACGGCAGGCUUCAACCAGGUUCUGAACUAUAUCCAAGUGCUGUGGGACUUCAGAGCCCCCUCUCACAGCUCUGCAGUGUACAAUGGAGCGGUUGAAGCAAUAGCAACAUUUUUAGGUUCAGCAACAUCCAUGGCAGUUGGAUAUGCCAAAGUAAACUGGGAUCUUUCUGGAGAACUGGUUUUGGGAAUUUUUUCUGCAAUGGACGCUGGUUCCCUGUUUCUUAUGUACUUUACCGACAACAUCUGGGCCUGUUAUGCUGGUUACCUUGCGUUUAAAGCGUGCUAUAUGCUCCUUAUAACAAUAGCAACGUUUCAGAUUGCCGUCAAUCUAAGCAUGGAGCGUUAUGCUUUGAUGUUUGGCUUCAACAACUUUGUUGCACUGGUGAUUCAGACAAUUUUAACUAUUGUGGUAGUAGAUUCAAAAGGUCUGGGAUUAGAUAUCAGCACCCAGUUCCUCAUUUAUGGCUGCUACUUCGCGUUCAUAGCUGGAAUUUUCCUCAUCAGAAGUGUAUACACCUUUAUCUCCACCAAACGCAGAAAUAACAGUGCUGUUGAUGAAAGCACUGAUCAUUGACAAAGGAGACAAAAAGAAUGGCUGCAAGCAACAGUGCAGAAGGCUGCAUCAUCUGAACAAUUAAUUAGGAAAAACAUAAUGCUCAAUCAAGCAAGACUGGUCAAUGGUGAAACAGGCCGUUCACAAGCCUACAGCAUAAAGAGCUUUGCCAACAGGACGAUGCAUUUUGCCUGUUUUUCUUCACCGGUAGAUCUAAUACCAAACAAUCUUUUGAACACAACUCAAAUGUAAUGUUCUGACACCAAAACUUCUAUUAAUGCUCAAUAAGCACAAGCAACGGCAUACAGAUGUCUGAACCUCAUAA